GACCAGCUGAAGCAGUGCUUCUCCAGACAGCCCGCCGGAGCCAAGGACACAGACACGCUCGUGCAGGAGCCCGACAGCCAGUACGGCACCUGGACCGAGCAGCGGCACAGCGGGGACAGCUUUGUGCCUGAGUCUCCGUCCUCAGAAAAUGACGGCAUUUCGAGGAGAAAGCAGCCUCCAAAUAGCCACCCGUCCUCCCUGUCCUCUCAGACGGAACCUGCCUCCCUGGUUGAUCACCAUGACUUCUCCAAAGACCAAAGGAGCACAAGUUUGGACCGUUCCAGCACUGACAUGGACUCCACUGACGGGACCGAUUUACCUCCUCCGGGAGACACCUACCCUGAUGAACAGACCACUGAUUUCUCUUUCAUUGAUCAAACCACCAUUCUGGACUCCAGUGCGCUGAAAACCCGCGUGCAGCUCAGCAAAAAGAGGCGCCGGCGGGCUCCUAUUUCCCACUCGCUUAGAAGAAGCAGAGGGCUGGAGUUUGAAAGCAGAUUUUCUUUGACGGAAGAACCAGAUAAUACCUGGAUGUUCAAAGAUUCCACAGAAGAGAAGAAAACUAUGCAACAGGAAGAUUCUGAUGAGGAAGACAAGAUCCAGCAUAUUGCGAGAUCAUCUUCUGUACACGCUCAGAGACUUCCCGUAUUUCCCGGAAUGGACCACGCUGUUCUCAAGGCCCAACUGAGGAAAAGACAGGAGUCUGAGAGUCCUGGUGAAGUAAGUUCUGCUCAGCUGUUCAAAUCCCCUAAACCACCACUGCAGCUUGGAGCUCCAGGGAGCAGACUGCUGCCCUCCAGUGUAGAGAAGGAGGACAGGUCAGAGGAAAAGUCUCCUCAGUGGCUGAAGGAGCUGAAAUCCAAGAAGAGACAGAGCCAUUAUGAGGAUCAGGUUUGA
Messenger RNA from Pterocles gutturalis (yellow-throated sandgrouse), 897 nucleotides. RefSeq lists its product as uncharacterized. The transcript has 6 exons. The annotation marks the transcript as partial. The record is from RefSeq and is a predicted model, not a curated record. Lineage: Eukaryota; Metazoa; Chordata; Aves; Pterocliformes; Pteroclidae.